Molecule: messenger RNA, 697 nt
Organism: Didymodactylos carnosus
Lineage: Eukaryota; Metazoa; Rotifera; Eurotatoria; Philodinida; Philodinidae
Source: the annotation of a GenBank genome assembly
CUGUGUAGUAUAAAAACUGCUAUGAAAAAACUUGAAUUUAAGCUCCAGCGGACUUGGACUUAGAAAUAGUCGAACUUCGCCAUUUCUGUUUUCAAAUUAGUUUUUUUUGUUUUUAAAAGAAUAUUCUCCAAUUUAGAACGUUCGUAUUAUGAAUUGCGAUGUCAUUGUUAUAAAGCACGAUCAUUAUUUGCAUCAGAUGAAAGUGGUCUCUCAGAUCCAUAUUUAAGUAUUACAGUUGGCAAUGAAACACAAUCGACACCAGUAAGUAUAAAUCGAAUUCUUUUUUGAAAAGAAUAUCACUACUAAUCUAUGGAUCCGAACAUUUUUUUCGCUAUUUUAACCAAUCUGAUUUUGUUACACGAGAAGAAAAAAUUUGAGAUGUGCAGGGCGCCCUUAUCCUAACUUCCCCUCUCCUACUCUGCAGGGGAUGGGAGGGGAAGAAGAAGUCACAGGUUAUGGUAGGGCCAGGGAGAGAGUAUCACAGAGAAGGGUAUCGAAAAUUCUCACAUAGAGCCAAACAUUUUCGAUGGGGCCAGGAAUCCAGCAACAGCUACCAUGCACAUCGCUAGAAAAAAUCUGAACAGAAAAUUUUUUUAAAUAAUUAAUUUCCUCCCCUGAGCCAGAUAACGUGAGUAUGCUGAAAAAGUUUCAGAACAUACGCUUCAAAGUGUCUUUUACAAACAGAGGAUGCCUGAGG